Messenger RNA from Xyrauchen texanus (razorback sucker), 4048 nucleotides. RefSeq names its product E3 ubiquitin-protein ligase MSL2-like. The coding region runs from base 747 to 2408 and encodes 553 amino acids. Gene Ontology annotation, cellular component: MSL complex. Gene Ontology annotation, molecular function: ubiquitin protein ligase activity. NCBI's taxonomy places the organism in Eukaryota, Metazoa, Chordata, Actinopteri, Cypriniformes, Catostomidae. The transcript is spliced from 2 exons. The record is from RefSeq and is a predicted model, not a curated record.
AACAGAGGAAUAACAAUCAACGAAAAUGCCUCUUAGCAUAGGCUAAUCCAUGUGAAUAUUUAGAAGGGUAGAUAAUUCAGCUAAACGUUACGUAGAUGCACAGUUAAAACGGGAGUUCUUCGGACUAAUCCAAAAGAAAAGAGCCAAUAUUAAACAACACGAAGGAAAGUGAACACAAUAUUAGCGAACUAGCCUCUGUUGUUCAAUCGAACCAAAACUAAGACCUGGACUAUUUCAAGAAUUAUAUAUAUAUUUAUAAUUUUUUUUAGUUUUUGCGCAACGGACCUUGUGCUUUUAUUUCAAACUUGUGCACUGAUAAUACACAGAACAACGUUAUAAAUCGAGGUCUGUCCUUUAGCUGUAAGUGUUUUAUCACCAAAAUGCAGCUCUCCUCAUUUUAUGGCAAUCUGGAUUGAAAGCAGAUUUAAUAGUCUAAAAAGCUAUACUAAUACUAUAAACACACCGUAUACAUAAAUUAGUUUUAAUUGUUCAGACUAACCAUCUCUGGAGCGCCAAGAUGGAUCUCAUAAAUGUAUAAAAAUCCCAUAUCUAGCAAAGGUUUGACAUGUUAGCAAACAAGAUCCUAAAACCCGCGAGUCAUGUCAGCUUGCACUCUUUGUUUGUGGCGUUGGGUCAAGCCUGGUUAAUUGUAUUCACAGAGAUCUUCUGCAUUGGGAGUCUCUCUCAGACUGAUUUUAGCUGAUCAACCUGCACAUCUCGUCCUGUCCUUCACUGAAGUUGCUGAGAUGAACCCAGUAAACGCCACCGCGCUCUAUGUGUCGGCGUGCCGCUCUCUUCUUCAGUGCGAUCCGCAAGAUCCGGAGACAUACGGAGGAUUGUUUAACGUCCUGCCUUCAUUUAGAGACUCUCUAUCCUGUCUUGCAUGUGGGAAUUUGCUUCAGGAUCCAAUUGCUCCCAAAAAUUCUUCCUGCCAGCACUACGUUUGCAAGGGCUGCAAAGGCAAAAAGAUGUUCUUCAAGCCGUCGUGCAGUUGGUGUAAAGACUAUGAUCAGUUUGAAGAGAAUAAGCAGCUUCAGAUUUUAAUUGACUGCUACAAAAGUUUCUGUGAGUGUGUCUCAGUGUGCAUCACAACAGAGCAGAGUGUCUUGGGGGUCAAAGGUUAUCCUGAGGUAAAGAAGAUGCUGGAAGAGUUUUGGGGGGUUAAAGAAGAACAAGAACAGUUAAGCAUUAUGGUAGAGCUCAAGCCUGACAAGGACAAUUUGGAUGUGCCUAUUAUUAAAACGGAGAUGGACUCCUCACAAAUUUCUUCAGAUAUAAAUCUGCCUGCCUCUGCCAGUGAUUCAGAAGACACACUUGUGCCACCCUUUGAGCUCAAGACACCCAAGCCAGACCCAGUCCUUGUUAGUGAACCUUUGAAUGGAAAAGAAUUAAUAAAUACACACACUGUCACUGUUAGCUUGAUAAACUGCAAUGCUAGUCAGGUGAGUGGCACUGAGCAACUCCCACAAAGUGUUGUAGAGAAGCUUGAAUCUGACUUUGUAAACAAGGACCACCCCAUUGCCCAACAGCACAAGCAUGCAGUGUCAUGUGGACAGCAUAAAGUGGCAGCAGAGCCAUGUCAGCGAUCACCACAAUACUUGACCAGCGAUGCCCUUGCUCCCGGCCACCCACUGCAACCUCAGACGGGCAUGAUGUGCCUGGCCGCAGCUCACAGAAAAGUGAGACUGAGCCGAAAGCGCUCUCGCUCGGAAAGUGACAGCGAGAUGCUGCGACCUCUGCCCAUCACCAGCCUUAUCCAGGGACCCUCGGUAGCUGCCACAGCACCAUUGAAGGCUGCGUUUGAACCUAAAGCCCUUACCCUACCCACUGUCAUGGUCCGUAACAUAGGUGUGCUUAAGGUCAACAAGACUGUGCUUGAUUCAACUAAGAACAUACAGAUAAACACAGACCUAGGUAAUAAGAAGGUUCAGACUAAGACAAAAGUGAGCAUCCCCAAGGCAAAGGCCAAAACAAAGGACAGGGUGCUUUCUGCUACUAUGUUGCCGGGACAGCCAUCCAAAGUUGUGUACAAAAAGACACAAGAGAAGAAAGGCUGUAAGUGCGGAAGAGCAACCCAGAAUCCAAGUGUUCUUACAUGCAGAGGUCAAAGAUGUCCCUGCUACUCAAACCGGAAGGCCUGUUUGGACUGCAUCUGUAGAGGCUGCCAGAAUUCCUACAUGGCAAAUGGCGAGAAGAAGCUGGAGGCUUUUGCCGUGCCCGAAAAAGCCCUGGAGCAAACGAGGCUCACUCUGGGCAUCAACCUCACCAGUAUUUCAGUUAGAAAUGCUGGCUCAAGUGCAGGAGUCCUAAGCUUGUCUGCAGGCUCCUCUAUGGCUUCUUUUCUCACUUCCAGUACUGAUGAGGACCAGAAUUUUGAAGACACUCUUGAAAUGCAUUUUGACUGUUGAUUGAUGUCCCUCUACUGAUAGAUCUUUAAUGAACAGGCUGCAACGUAAAGGCAGCCAUGGUCGUUUCAUCGUUCAGUCCAACAGAAAUUGUUUGCCAAAACUCUUGUCUAUAAUUUUCUUGUUCAACUUUUACAUCUGCUGUAAUGAAAUGUUACUGUGAAGCUGAGUGUAAUGGCUUUUUGUUUUAUUUUGAAGGGACUGCAUGCUUCUCUGUGUGGCUGUUAUAUUCACACAGGACUAAAGAUCUAAUGACAUAAGUAACAUUAUCACCUGUAAUUUUAUAAUGUUGGAUAACUCAAAUGAUAAAGUUUUACAAGUAUUUCUUUGGUCAAUUCCACAAUGCUGUCUUUGUCAGCUAACAUGUGUAGCUCAUCGCAAACUUUCCCAAAGCUGUUAAAUAAUUAACAUGCUUAAAUUUGUUGUUUGCAUUCUGAUAUUUUGUCAUAGUAAUUCAGACAUGUAUAGCGUCAAAACAUUAAUUGAAGGUAAAAUUAUUCACAGCUAUUAUAUUAUCAAUAAUGUCUGCUUAAGACAAAUAAAUUCACAUAAUUGUGGAAAAUGUAGCACUUAGUCCCACUAGAGCUGGCUGGUUUAGAGACAUGUAGACCUGUACUGGUUGCAAAGUGAUCACUUCCUGACUCUCAGUUGUACGACUGGAAUCUGUGUAUUUCACUAAGUAUAUACUUCUGCUCAAUAGAUGGAUCAUUAUUUGCAGAACUGAAAUAGUGAAUACAGCCCCUACUAUACAAAUAGUGCUGUCAUUUUUUUAAUAGAAAUGUUGUAGGUUUGAAACAAUGACAUUGAUGCCCAGAUGAGUGUUUAAAUUCCACAUUUGUCAGCAAAAGUGGUUUCGUAGGGAUGUUGAAGCACAGAUAUGUCAAAAUAGCUAUGUUUCUCCAUCCUUAACAUAAUUGUAUUUUUUAUUUUUGAGAUUUGUGUGUCUAGCCAGCUGAUUCAUUGUGGUUAGUUUUGACAGAGCUGGCUUAAACUGAAAUCUCAACAGAACAAUACAAAAAACAAGUGAAUGUAAGAGAGUUCAGUGUGUUGUCUGUGAAUGCAUUCAUGGCAGUGGUAUUUUUUUUAAAGCAAUAUGAGAAUAAAAAGUAUCAAUGAUAGAUAACCACCAACCCCUUUUCCCACUAAAAAGGCAUCAUUGCAUUUAUUUAGGUGCACAAGUAUUUCAAGAUGGUUUUUGUUCAAACAUUUGCCUGAGCACCUUUUGAGCACCUAUGAAUGCCUCAGUAUAGUUGUGUUGUCUUGCAGUUGUGUUGUGACCAAAACUAGAAAUAUGUGUUUAUAAAGGUCAGUGAACAAGUCUUUACAGUUACGCUGUGCCGUUUCACGUUUUAUAUAUUGAAUCAGGGUAGACAGUAUCCUUACAUAUGCUUGAAAAAAACUAUUAGUAGGGCUUUGACCAAAUAUUGAAUAUCUUUGUUAAGUCUUAGAUCUUAGUGGGAUAUUGUGUUGUAUUUUCAAAUCCUUAUGUUUGAUAGAGUUGUUUCUGUUUCCACCCUUUGCUUUUCAAUGGUCAUUACUUGAACUCAGAUUUCAGUUUGUUGAUUUUGAAUUACUGGAGAACCUCUUAUUAUUGCUGAUUUAUUCACUGCCACAUUGAAAUAAUGGAAAUUGCAACAAAAAUA